This is a messenger RNA of Drosophila bipectinata, 3085 nucleotides long. RefSeq names its product UDP-glycosyltransferase family 37 member E1. Gene Ontology annotation, molecular function: UDP-glycosyltransferase activity. NCBI's taxonomy places the organism in Eukaryota, Metazoa, Arthropoda, Insecta, Diptera, Drosophilidae. The record is from RefSeq and is a predicted model, not a curated record.
UCAGCUAUAGUCUACCCCGAUCGCUCAGUCAUUGCGGCGCAGCAAAAGCCAAACAUAUUCCAAAACCUACUAUUGUUUCUAAUGGGUGCUUACUCAGGGAGAUAAACAUAUAAAAAGGCCUGCCAUUUGGAGGUCGAUACUUAGUCGUUAAUUCACAUUUCGCUGGUAUAGAACGUUUAAAAUGAAUAAGUACAUGGGAAUUGUGCUAUUUUUUACCAUACUAUUAAGUAUGGAAGCUCCCAGUUGCGAGGGAGCUAAUAUAUUGGGAAUCUUUGGCUCCCAUAGCCCCUCACAUGUCAUUGUGCACAUGGCUAUGAUGAAGACACUGGCCGAUCGGGGUCACAACAUUACCGUGGUGACCCAAAUGAAACCCAAACUCAAGGCGCAUGAAAACAUCACUGUCAUCCUAGCACCACCUACUCCAGAACGAGAACAAAAAAUCAAGGAAUAUAUGUCUCAAAUAACCGCCGAGAAGCCAAGCAUUUGGACAACUUUUUUGAAGGCAAUAGUGCAGUCCGGCGAUCAGUUUGAAGCCCAAUACGAGUUUGCCGUUCAUCCCAAUUUCAAAGAAGUCUACGAAAACCCCCAGACCAAGUUCGAUCUGGUAUUUUUGGGAAUGAUGGCCAAUGAUUUCCAACUGGGCGUGGCAGCAAAGUUAAAAUGCCCGGUAAUUGUGACUUGGGUUGGUGUUCCUAUGAUCGUGCUAGACUCCGUAGUGGGAAAUGUUGCCGAUCCUGCCUUUGUUCCCAGUUUGAAUGUGGCCCUGGAACCAGGACAAGUGACCAUGAGAUUUGGCCAGCGAUUGGUAAACUUUUUUAAAUACUCAUUUCUUAAGUUUUUGGACGUACUACUCAGCUUAAAGAUGAAUCAGUUUUACGAGAGAGCUUUUGGAAAUGAGACCGAUCCUGAUUUUCCAAAUUAUGCCGAAAUGAAACGACGGGUUUCUCUGCUUUUCUACAACUAUCAUGCUCCCAGUGAAGGACCCAUAAGACCUGUGGUUCCUCAGUCCGUUGAAAUUGGUGGAAUUCAGGUUAAGGAGCAGCCAGAUCCUUUGCCCAAGGACAUAGCUGAGUUCCUGGAUAAUGCCAAAGAUGGAGCUAUAUUCUUCAGCUUGGGCACUAAUGUAGACACCAAUACCUUUAGCCCCCACGUGUUUGAGAUGAUUUAUAAGGUUUUGUCCAAACUGCCCCAGCGAGUAAUUUGGAAAUGGCAGGAUUUGGACAACAAGCCGGGAAACGCUUCCAACAUUUACUUCGGUAACUGGCUCCCCCAGGACGAUAUCCUCGCCCAUCCCAACACAAAACUAUUUAUAACCCAUGCUGGCAAGGGAGGCGUGGCUGAGUCACAGUUCCAUGGAGUUCCAAUGGUGGCACUGCCCCUUUUUGCCGAUCAGCAGGGAAAUGCCGAAAUACUGACCACUUCCGGAUUUGGCAGAUGGCUGGACAUACUGACCAUGACAGAGGUUGAGCUGGAAUCUACAAUCAAAGAUGUGCUGGAGAACCCAACAUAUCGAAAGGCCAUUGGAAAAUUCUCCUCCUUAUAUAGGGAUCGCCCGCUAACAGCGCGCCAAUCUGUGGUGUAUUGGACCGAGUAUGUUCUCCGUCAUCAGGGGGCUUAUCAUCUCCAGAGUCCCGAAAUUCAUAUGGAUUUUGUUUCUCGCAACAACAUCGAUGUGUAUGGAGUGCUUUUGUUAGUCAACUUGAUUUCGUUUCUAUUAUUCUUGGUCACAGUAAGUUGGGCCCUUCGUAAGUGCCCCACGAUCAAUGCUGCCAAUAUUUUGGGAGUCUUUGGAACUCAUAGUCCCUCGCAUACCAUCGUCAACAUGGCCGUGAUGAAAGCUCUAGCGGAUCAGGGCCACAACAUCACAGUGGUUCUAGCAGCACCGCCCAAAAUGAAGGCCCACGAAAACAUCACCAUUAUCCUGGCGCCACCCACUCAAAAACGGAUUCAGGACAGUAAGGAACACAUUGCAAAUGCCUCUAAAGAAAAACAAUCCUUGUGGAAAACCAUGAUGGUAACCCUUCUACAGUCGGAGUUUCAAAUCGAAGCUCAAUACGAGUUCCUAAUGCAUCCGAAUCUGAGGAAUCUGUACGAGAAGCCACAAACCAAGUUCGAUUUGGUGAUUCUGGGCAUGUUGGCCAACGGUUUCCAACUGGGCAUUGCAGCCAAGCUUCACUGUCCGGUUAUACUUACCUGGGUGAGACUACCAAUGCCAUUUGCGGACUUUUUGGUAGGAAAUAUCGCAGAUCCCGCCUACGUCCCCACCUUGACUGUCGGACUAGAGCCGGGUCAAAAAACAAUGGGGUUUGGCCUAAGAUUGACUAACUUUUUCAAAUACACUUUCACAAGUAUUUUCAACGAAGUGUUCGCCUACAAAAUGAACAAGUAUUAUGAACGAGCCUUUGGCAAUGAAUCUGAUCCUGAUUUUCCAACUUAUUCCGAAAUGAAUCGACGGGUUUCCCUGCUUUUCUACAACUACCAUGCUCCCAGUGAGGGACCCAUCCGACCGGUAGUUCCUCAGUCUAUUGAAAUCGGAGGAAUCCAGGUUAAGGAGCAGCCAGAUCCUUUGCCCAAGGAUUUAUCUGAGUUCCUGGAUAAUGCCAAAGAGGGAGCUAUAUUCUUCAGUUUGGGGUCUAAUGUGGAUACUAAUACCUUUAGUCCUCAAGUCUUGAAUAUUGUCUACAAGGUUUUAUCUAAGCUGCCCCAGCGAGUAAUUUGGAAGUGGCAGGACUUGGAUAAUAAGCCUGGAAACGCUUCUAACAUUUACUUUGGGAAGUGGCUGCCCCAGGACGAUAUCCUGGCCCACCACAAGACGAAACUAUUCAUAACCCAUGCUGGAAAAGGAAGCGUGGCAGAGGCCCAGUUCCAUGGAGUUCCCAUGGUGGCUUUGCCACUCUUUGCCGACCAGCCAUCGAAUUCAGAAAUCCUGGCCAAGUCUGGGUUUGGCAGGUGGCUGGAUGUUCUUACCUUGACUGAGGAAAAAUUCAAAGAGGCUAUUCUGGAUGUCAUGGAGAAUUCUACCUACCGGGAGGCUAUUGGCAUUUCGAGUGUUGGAGGCAUUGUGAUUUGGGUAGAAAUUUUAUAG